AUGGACUUUGAAAGUGAGUUAGAGAACCAUAUAGAGAGUGCUAACAUAGUGAUGGGUGUUUUUAAUGCACAGAUAGGUAAGGACAGCAAGGGAUUUGAGCAAGUAUUGGGAUGUUUUGGAUAUGGAGGCAGAAAUGAAGACGGGGAAAGACUCCUCGAUUUGUGCCAGAGGAAUAGAAUGAAAAUAGCAAACAACUGGUUUGUGAAGGGAGAAGGUCAUGUUAUCACCAGAUACAGUUGGGAUGAAAGAACCAAGAGUGUAAUUGAUUAUAUUCUAGUAGAUAGGGAACGGGGAGAGAAAGUAACAAAUGUGAAGGUAAUUCCAAGUGGGGCCGGGCCGGAGCGGCCGGCCGGCCGGCUGGCUGUUGCUGCGAGCAGCCCGCCCGGCUUAUCGCGCGCCGGGCGCGGCCAGCGCAGCGCCGCGCAUUCAGCCGCUGAUCAGGCCGACACCUCAAUGGCACGCACGCCUUUGUCGCGAGCGUAA
Molecule: messenger RNA, 483 nt
Organism: Schistocerca americana (American grasshopper)
Lineage: Eukaryota; Metazoa; Arthropoda; Insecta; Orthoptera; Acrididae
Product: craniofacial development protein 2-like
Exons: 2
Coding region: 1-483 (160 amino acids)
Biological process (GO): chromatin remodeling
Cellular component (GO): nucleus
Source: RefSeq, a predicted model, not a curated record